This is a messenger RNA of Gigantopelta aegis, 5111 nucleotides long. Its product is annotated as F-box/WD repeat-containing protein 5-like. Gene Ontology annotation, biological process: protein ubiquitination. The transcript is spliced from 7 exons. The record is from RefSeq and is a predicted model, not a curated record. Gene Ontology annotation, molecular function: protein binding. Lineage: Eukaryota; Metazoa; Mollusca; Gastropoda; Neomphalida; Peltospiridae. Gene Ontology annotation, cellular component: SCF ubiquitin ligase complex; Cul4-RING E3 ubiquitin ligase complex. The coding region runs from base 86 to 2101 and encodes 671 amino acids.
GAAUGAAAAACUCAGUGAGUCAGUUUUAGCCAAUUCAGGGCGGACAGUGAUGCAAAACGAUUUAUGAGAUAGAAGAAAUACGACGAUGGACUUGCUUCCAGAUAACAUCCUUCUGGACAUUUUCAACUUCUUACCGAUUCCCUGCCUCAUCCAGGCCGCUUACUCAUGCAGGAAUUGGUACCGUGUUGCCAUGGACAACCUGUUGUGGAAGAAUCUGCUCCAUCGACACUGGAGGAUUCCACGCAGUGUUCCCAUGAUGCCAGGCAAGCGGUCAUGGUAUGAGGAAUGUCGCCGUCUCAAGGACCUGACUCCGACAGUCGAGUGUCAGGUGAUCCAAGAACACAAGGACCAGGUCCUGCACGUCAGUUUCUCACACAACGGGAAAUACUUCGCUACAUCGUCCAAGGACGGCUUCAUCAAGGUGUGGUCGUCAACUCAUCCAGUUGUUCUCCGGUACCAGCAUGACAUGAAGCCCGAAUUCAACUGGAAAUACACCCAGUACUCUGUGUUCAACGAGAGCGACACACUACUGCUUGUGUCAGGGGUGCAUUUCGGAAAUUUAAGUACAUCAGGGGAGAUUGCCGUCUUCAGUAUUGUAGAUAACUUUGAGCUGCAGUGUCGGGUGAUUAACAAGCCGUAUGACGUGUUUGGGACGUGGUACAACGAUACACAUCUCGUGUCAGGAAACCUGCACUGGACUGGACAUCUCAACUCCUGUUCCGCUCUCUGGCUAAAUAAGGCAACUCAGGCAAUUGAAUCGGAGCAUGAGUCGGUUGUGAUGCAGUGGCUAAAGUUCAACAACUCCAAUGCUAGUUCUAUUCGUACUGUGAUGAUUGCAAACUGUCCCCCAGACGAUGGUGUCACCGAGGAUUCGUGUCAAAGUAGGACUAGUUCCGAUAAAACCUGUACCUCAGUGAAUGAAACAUCCGCCAGUCAUCCUGAUGCUAGUGACAGGGAAAACACAGCUACUUACAGACAGAGUAGCAGGAAUAACUGUGAGGCUCCAAAACAAACCAAAGUGAACAUGGUUAUGUCUGAUGAUUCCGUGAGGUUGAACGGUACAAUAGAGUACGACCCCGAGUACUGGAACGCAGAAUCGAGAAGUCGCAUUUCCGAACGUAAGAGACGCAAGUUUGAAACUAGCACUGCUGAUUUCCCCUGUGCGUGUUGUGACGCUAGUGAGGUUGUGGAGGGUAAUAAUGAGGUUAGUGUAGCUGCGGGUAACAGCUCUGAACACAACCUAGACCACUGUAUUUCACGCAUUGACAAUGACGUUCUCUGUGACGACACUGAUGUGAAUAUGAGUAGACAAAGCCCACCUGUAGACCGUUUCGAACAGUGCAAUUCCGAGAGUGUGUGUGACAAUGUCUGCCUGUCUGGAAGUUCUGCUGGGAGCGACACCACCAGCUCAAAGUGUAGCAUUCUCGACUCGUCUGUCUGUGACAAACUGCUGAUCUUCACCCGCGGGACGCUGACGUACACACCGCACCAGAUUGGAAUCAAGCGGAUAAAGCCGCUCGAGUCGGUAAGAGCCGAGACGAGUUCUCUGUCCAAUGGUCCCGUGCGGUUCUUACUACCGAGCGUGGAGGAGAACCAACACGGGAUGAACCGACCCCACGACGACGUCGACGAAGUCAUCGACAUGGACGGACACGUCAUCGGCAUGAGUCUGUCGCCAGAUCACAAGUAUCUGUACGUGAACAGCCGACCGUGGCCAAACAACUACCACAUAGAAAACCCGCUCCAGCCUCCACCCAUCGCCCAGGAGAUCGACAUCCACGUCAUCGACCUGCGCCGAAUGAAGGAGGUGGGCACGAUGCUGCGCUCUCACAAGGCCUACACGGCCAACGAUGAGUGUUUUUUCAUCUUCCUCGACGUCUGUCAUGAGUAUGUUGCAAGCGGUGCGGAAGACAAGCAUGGGUACAUCUGGGAUCGACACUACGGCGUCUGUCUCAACAAGUUUGCACACAGUGAUGUUGUCAACUCUGUCGCAUUCAACCCUCAGGACUCACAGAUGUUAGUUACCGUUAGUGACGAUCACCACAUCAAAAUCUGGCGCUCUAAAAACCAGUGUCGCCACUUAGACAUUAAAGUUGUUUAGCUUACGUGGACCGUGUCGAAAAAUAUAAUUUUAUGGUGCUCUGAAUGCGUCUUAAGAUUUGUGUGUGAAUUUUUUUUUUUUUUAAUACUGAGUAUUCACUUCUAUGUGGGCUGUGAUAUUGGAAAACCUUGACAAUUCAGAUGUGUUAAACUUCAGACAUUAUCGACUUGAAUGAUGAAGAUCUUAACACUGAGAUGUGCCAGGAAAAUAGUUUUACCAACAUUCAUCAGGUGAUCUGAAUAAUUAACUAGUGUUAUGAUUUCGGUGCCAGUUAAAUAUUGUUAGAAACAUGUCUAUAAAUUCAAUUUAUGUCUAGCAGCAUUCCCUCGUCAUGAUUUUUGUAGUAAUCACUUGAAUUUUAUUCUUUGAAAAGAUGUUACAUCAUAAGGGAAGUUAUAAGCACAUUUUGGACAAUAUUGAGCUUUAUGGACUCGAGAAGUCCAAACAUUUCGACAUUUGUAAACAAACAAAAAACCCACGAAGGUACAGAACUCUCCACAGAUGCACUUUAAUGUGAUUUGAUUGUCUGAUAGCUUAUGAUUUGUUGGAAGAAAUAGAAUAUUUUUGAAUCAUAAUAAUGUUGUCAUGACUUGUAGCUUCUACAGACGUUCUUAGGAUGUUGUCAUGACUUGUAGCUUCUACACACGUUCUUAGGAUGUUGUCAUGACUUGUAGCUUCUACACACGUUCUUAGGAUGUUGUCAUGACUUGUAGCUUCUACACACGUUCUAAGGAUGUUGUCAUGACUUGUAGCUUCUACACACGUUCUUAGGAUGUUGUCAUGACUUGUAGCUUCUACACACGUUCUAAGGAUGUUGUCAUGACUUGUAGCUUCUACACACGUUCUUAGGAUGUUGUCAUGACUUGUAGCUUCUACACACGUUCUAAGGAUGUUGUCAUGACUUGUAGCUUCUACAGACGUUCUUAGGAUGUUGUCAUGACUUGUAGCUUCUACACACGUUCUAAGGAUGUUGUCAUGACUUGUAGCUUCUACACACGUUCUUAGGAUGUUGUCAUGACUUGUAGCUUCUACACAUGUUCUUAGGAUGUUGUCAUGACUUGUAGCUUCUACACACGUUCUUAGGAUGUUGUCAUGACUUGUAGCUUCUACACACGUUCUAAGGAUGUUGUCAUGACUUGUAGCUUCUACACACGUUCUUAGGAUGUUGUCAUGACUUGUAGCUUCUACACACGUUCUUAGGAUGUUGUCAUGACUUGUAGCUUCUACACGUUCUAAGGAUGUUGUCAUGACUUGUAGCUUCUACACACGUUCUUAGGAUGUUGUCAUGACUUGUAGCUUCUACAGACGUUCUUAGGAUGUUGUCAUGACUUGUAGCUUCUACACACGUUCUUAGGAUGUUGUCAUGACUUGUAGCUUCUACACACGUUCUUAGGAUGUUGUCAUGACUUGUAGCUUCUACACACGUUCUUAGGAUGUUGUCAUGACUUGUAGCUUCUACACACGUUCUUAGGAUGUUGUCAUGACUUGUAGCUUCUACACACAUUCUUAGGAUGUUGGAUUUCACACUAAUCAUAGAUAACGAUUCAAAUCUACUACAAGUCAUUACUUGAGAGAUACUUACAUUUGUGUGUGUUAUUGUUUAUUUGAUACCAUCAAAUAUUAUUUUUAACAGAUGGCAUUUGCCUUAGGUCAAAAGUGAAAUGAACACAUGCAAAUUCAAAAAGGUUCAUAUGAUUAUCUCCUUUGUAAACUGAAAUGUUUUUCCACGAAACUAUUUAAAAUAAAAAUAAAAUCUGACUACAAUCUAACCGUAGACCCUUGAACAGGUAACAUGACCUGUCACACAAUCUAAUGACAUCAUUAACUUUGCAGGUGUUAUUGUCUGCUGCUCCGAAAGCAAUGUAAUUAACCAGUCACAUUAUAGAACAUAUUCACCAUCAUUUUACAAUACUAAAAUCAUAAUGUGACAACAUCCAUUUAACCAAACAAAAUACACAUACAAAAGGCUCCCUAAAUAUUUCAAUUCUCAGUGAACUAUUUUCCAAUUUUAUUAUGGGAUAUAUCUGACACUUCAGCUUUAUUUGACAAUCUAGCAAAUGUUUGUAUUUCAAAACUGUCUCAUUUGUAGUUUACAUAUAAAGUUAUUCCAUUAAAUAGAGUACCAACACAAAACACAAGUGUUUUGUUGGAUCACACUCAAUGUGAAGUAUGUUUGUAUGGAAUGUUUGACACAUGCCUUUAUGUUAGACUGAAUAAAGACUUUUUACCGUUAGAGAACAUUUCUGAUGAUGACUGUAAUCUGGCAGUUUUGUGAAUUUAUUCCAAUUUGAACCCAUUCACAGCAAGCACACUGAAAACUUCUCUACACAACUAAAGUAUUCAUUCAUUUCAUUUAUAGUUAUUUCUGUGCAUAUAUCCAAUUAAGGUUUGAGCACACUGUCCUGGGCAAACACUUUAGCUAUCUGGGCUGUCUGUCCAGGACAGUGGGUUAGUGGUUAGUGAGAGAGAAGUUGGUUUAGUGGCCUUACACCUACCCACUGAGUCUUUAAACUCACUCUGGGCGGGAGCUGGUACCAGGAUGUGAAUACAGUACCUUCUAGCUUAAUAUGUAUACCACUGAGGCCGGUAUUGAAGUAUUUAGUUGUAUGCCAUCUUUGAUAUGACUUGUCGUUGCAAUUGUUACGGUUUUUAAUCACAAAUCAGGUUAUUGACAGCAAUACUGGUAUCGUGUAGUCUGUUGUAAACUUUGUUUAUAUUAUAUGGCAAGCCACAUUAGUGUUCAAAGACACCAAAGACUCAGAAUAUAUUGAAUGGCAUAAUUUAAAUAUAUAUUUUUAUCUAAUAUAUUUACAUUAUUCAGGUCAUGUCUUUACGGCUGGUUUUGUUUCUGGAAUGUGUGCAGUUAAUUUUCUAUUUUGUCUCUUUGUUUCUGUGUGUGAUGAUUUCCCUAUAUAUGAGAGCAUCUGCUAAAGUAUCAGUUACUGAAAUGCUCAUCAAAAUGUGCAAAAAUUGUUCACGAAAUGUAUAUAAAGAUCUUCUUUGAAAAUAA